Messenger RNA from Mycena indigotica, 1081 nucleotides. Its product is annotated as G-protein subunit alpha 7. The transcript is spliced from 6 exons. Gene Ontology annotation, molecular function: guanyl nucleotide binding; G protein-coupled receptor binding; GTPase activity. The record is from RefSeq and is a predicted model, not a curated record. NCBI's taxonomy places the organism in Eukaryota, Fungi, Basidiomycota, Agaricomycetes, Agaricales, Mycenaceae. Gene Ontology annotation, biological process: adenylate cyclase-modulating G protein-coupled receptor signaling pathway. Bases 272 to 1081 code for a protein of 269 amino acids. Gene Ontology annotation, cellular component: heterotrimeric G-protein complex.
GGCUAUCCCCCCGUCCUAUGUCGGCGACCGCGACGCCUCGACGACCGUUAUGUGGCGGUCACUUGUCCGCGACACCCUGUCGGCUCCAAUCAGAACACAUCAAAAUGUGCUGAUCGUCGUCAAUCGCGAUGCCAAGAUAUCUUGGCGAAGCGCCUUCUGGUAGCAUUGACCAGCCCGUCGCAACGCGUCUCAUGCCUCCCACUGCGCAGAUUCGGAGGGCCUGGACGCGGAGAUUGCGGCGGAGAAGAAGGCGCGGAGAUUGGUGUGGACGAUGGUUGUGCUCGGCGCGGACGGGGCGGGCAAGGGGACGUUGCUGCGGCAGGCGGAGCUGCUUGACAGCCCGCUCGACGACGAGCAGCGGGCGGUAUGGACAGAGGAGAUAAGGCAGUAUGUUGCGCGGCUGCGGGCGGAAAGCGCCGGCUCCGGCCCGGGCCACCCUGCAGACUACUUCCUCCGGGAGGACACGGUGUCCCGCAUCGCGGCCGUUGAUUAUCUCCCGACCGCAGCGGACAUCGUCCGGCUGCCCCCCGCCACGGCGCACCCACCCGUGCAGACGUACGUCAGCGCGCUGAUGCGCGACGCGCGGUUGACGGUGCUCCGUGCGCGCGCUGGCCAGCCGCGCAAGUGGCGCAUGCAACUGGAAGAGUGCCAUGCUAUCCUGUGGGUUGUGGAUUUGAUGAGCUAUUGUAGGACGGUGCGGGAUGCAGACACCGGCGAGUCCGUGAACGCGCUUGUGCACGAUAUGCGCCAACUGCAGGACCUCCUGCUCGAUAACCACCUCCGGCACGUGCCCAUCAUCGUCAUGCUAAACAAAUCCGACCUCUUCACGUCGCUCCCGCCCGCAUCCUUCGCCUUCCGCGCGCACUUCCCGGACCACGACGGCCCGGACACGCCCGCCGGCGCGCUGCGCCACCUUGCGCAGCGGUACCGCGCCGUGUGCGCCGUGGCCCGCCGGACCCGCGCCGCGGACGAGUACCUGCAUGUAUGCAGCGCGGUGGACGGCGAUGCGAUGCGCUUGGUUUUUGACGCCGUUAGGGACUCGCUCGUGCGCAGCAGGCUAUACGCGCCGGUGUGCUUUUGA